UCUGCCUUUCUUUAGCUGUGUCAGUCUUUAAUUUCAAAUCUCGCGUUGCUAAGAACGCCUUCGUGGACAACCGAAACGGCGAAAAAGCGAAUUUGCUCGAGACUGGCCGUAAUUUGGCGGAAUAUCAGGCGACUGUGCUUUGAGAGGUUAGGAACGGUUACACUGAGCGGAAAGGAAAGUUGGUAUCGAAGAGGUUAGGGACGGCACUGACAAGAUAUCCGUCGUCCCCAAAGAGAGAUGUUUGCGAUGCAGAGUUGCUGUAUCAAGGGCUGCGAAAGUUACAAAAACAUUGCGUCGAAAAAUAUCGGCUAUUUUAAGUUCCCUUUACAUGAUGAGAUCCUGCUAAAUAAAUGGCUCAAGCAAAUCGGUCAAACCGAUUGGCAUCCGACGGAUCAGGAGCAGAUAUGUGGUGCCCACUUUCAAAAGAAAGAUAUCGAUUCGCAUCCAAAUCGGAAGUAUCCGUGUUUAAAGCCCAGUGCCGUACCAACAAUUUUUCCUGUACAUCCAGUCGUCAUUGAGCAAGGAUAUAAAAAUCGAAAGCCGGUCGAUAUUAAUGGACAGUCGGUAGAAAUGAAGAUCUUAAAUUCGGUUAAUGUUAAUCCUAAACUAACUGGCACUUUACCUGUUUUGCCAUCGAGCCCUUUGAUUUUAAUACCUACAUUAAUGAACCAGCCUCCGAAUGUGAACCAACCUUUAAAUGUUGGUCAAUCUUUGAUUCAUUUAACUCCUGUCACUCAAUCCAGAUUAAGAAAAAUUCUACCGAAACCAGAUCACAACAGUUUACCGAAAACUGAGAACAUCGUUAUAUUGCCUAAGAAGGAUUUUGGGGAGCCUAUUACUUCGACGCCGAAAGUGCACACAAUUGUCAAUAAGAAUCCAUCAAAGAUGAUUGUUCAAUCUAUUCCUGGAAACAAAAAACCAAUACUGAAGAUUACUAUUAAUAAAAUGUAUCGCAAUGGCACUCGACCUAAAGAGAUUGAAACUCAGUCUCAAACACUUUCUUCAAUAGGUUCUAACAAAAGUAAUCCAAGUGAGAUCGUUUCAAAAGCAGCAAUGGAAGUGAAUGUUAUUGAAAGCGAAAGAUCAAUCCCUGUAAAAAACGUUCAAUCGAUGUAUCAACCACCUGUGAAGCCUACGGUCUCUAUACCACCUUCUGAAAACAGUCCCGUAACUAUGGCAGUCAAUAAAAUCGAAAAACAUAAACAGGGAAAUGAAACUAUGACGGAAGUUCCAGACCGCACAAAGGGUGCAUCUCAAGAUCAUGCGUACAGCGCCUCGUCAACCUUGAAACUGAGGCACUUAUAUUCAAAGGCUCAAGAAGAUUGCACUCAGUUGAGAAUACGUCUGCAAAUGUUGCGACAAAAACACAAAGAAGAACAAGAGGAAAUUAGAAAGCUCCAGAAUCAUUUGAUUCAACUCGGUAAGAGGGUUCAAACGACACCCGACGAGCCUAACAUCUUGAACAAUACGAAGCCUCAAAGGAAAAAGAGAGUCUCUUUAUUGGAUGACACCGAACGCGAGGAAGAAUUUGAGAAGCUCCUUCGCGAAGUGAGGAAAAUUAAACAGGAAUUCAAGAGAAACAAGCAAGCGAAUUCCAAGCCAAAUACAAAAAUAAUCAAAAGUGGCAUUAGACCUGAGAUUAAAGAGGAGAAUGACAUCAAAUUGACAAACCGACAAAAGGAUCAAACGGUUCUCAACAUCGACGAGAAUGAGCUGUCAAAAUUGUCAGAUGUCGAUGAGGGGGAAAUAAUUGGGGAAAUCGAUGACGACUGCGACGACAUCAUCGAUGAUCUUGACGACGACUCGAUGGACUUGGAGUUCAAUGACGAGGAAGAGGACAUGGAUUAUCAGGAUGAAUAUUUGGAUUCAGAUUUAAUUGACGAGUGAAGGGGAGGCUGGCUUCGCCAAGGACAGUUUUGAUUCCAUCUCAAGAAAUGGUGUAGUGUUUGUACUAUCGGAAUGCAUAUAAUCAACACCGACACGUGUGUUCACGUGCACGAAACUGUGGCAAGUAAAACAUCAUUUUGAUUUUAUCUAAAAACUCUUAAUUACUUCCCACCGUCUCGGAGCGUUUCAUUGAUCUAUUUUCAUCCAUAAUGAAGCAUCUGAUUUUUUGUAGAUAUAAUAUCUUGUCAAGUCUGUGUAGAAUUCAAUGCGAGUGACACAGUUUGACAAGCUGGACAAUUUUUAGGUAGAACCAGCCAGAUGUUUAUUAUAAGGAUGAUAUUAUUACAAAACGAAAGUUUUAUAAAAGUACUAUAACCUCUCUUCCCAAGUUUGAUAGGUUCCUUCCGUCAAACUGUAUCUCUCUUCGUGGAAUGUAUCUCUUAUGUUGUACUUUGUUACGAGAUGGUUAAGACUUUGAACAGUUUUUCAUUAUAACCAACAAUGUGCAGCCUAUAAGCAAACUUUUAGUCUGUAAGUUUUUUACAGUAGGCAGAGAAUUCAAUUAAUGAUCUGCUGCACAUUAUUGUACGACCCUUGGAUUAUUAAAGCAUUCAUUACGAACACUGCAA
Messenger RNA from Orussus abietinus, 2516 nucleotides. RefSeq names its product THAP domain-containing protein 5-like. The coding region runs from base 238 to 1887 and encodes 549 amino acids. The transcript is spliced from 4 exons. The record is from RefSeq and is a predicted model, not a curated record. Lineage: Eukaryota; Metazoa; Arthropoda; Insecta; Hymenoptera; Orussidae.